UUUUGAGUCUAGAGAAACAAAAUAUGGACCUGUUCAGUCCAGUCCAGUCCAGUGCAUAUUUUGUACUCAUAUUAUGUCGACUAUUUUUAUCAGGUGAUCUAACAGCCAGGUGAUAAAGCUGGUGAGCGUUGUGGAUGGAUUUUUCACGCAGCCUCGUAAUUUGACACCAGACUUCAUAUUUUUUUCUGCACUAUGUGGGUGUCACAUAUCACUUAUGAAUGAUAUUCUCAGCUUUUCAUCCUUUACUAAACGCGAAUUCGCAGAUUCGCAAUUCGCAUUUAUAUUGCUCCAAAACAGGUUCACUGUAUUAAUCUCAGGCAGAUCCAGCGUGUACAAUUUCGAAUAUAAAUCGUCCGCUGAUUUAUGGCUGGUUAUUAACAUUACAAGCGAUUACUUUGGCACGACGCGCAAAAUGAGUCUGUUUGUGUCGUGGGUCGUUCUCGCAUGCAGUUUGUUAUCAAUAUCAAUAUCUUUUGGUCAAUGGAUAGAGUGGUCAGACUGGUCGACUUGCACGCAGAGGGAUUAUUGUCUUGAAGGUAUACGAGAGCGAUACCGCGACUGUGAAUCUGGCAAAAGUUGCGUCGGGAUUGAAGCUGAAUCUGAGAUGUGUCCGGAUACUUCAUGUACGAAUCGACCGCACAAGCCGGACAUAGCGUACGCUGAUUCACACUCGUUCAUCGCCGAGGAGUGCGUGACAACGAAGAAGUUCCUCGUGAAAGGAAAAUAUGGAAGUCUGAUGAAACACGAUAUACUUCGGAUGUUUCCCAAGGCGAAAUCUAUGUUAGAAAAUUGUUACUAUAACUUUAGAGUUACACCGAAGACUUUGCCGGGCGAGAAGAAUAUCUACAGGUAUUGUUUUGAGCCAAAGGAGAACACAAUCACGUUGGAGGAUCUUAAAAGUAUGAUCAAAAUGGGAUCAUUGAGAUAUAAAUUCGCCUCACUCCAGUGUCCAUUUCCUAGGGCAUCAGAACCGAGGUACGUCACAGGUUUUGGCCUGGGUUUUCAAGAAACUGGUCAAGCCUAUGGCGUAUACAUUCAGGUCAAAGCACAAAAAGGAUUCAAAACUGUCUACUAUAAACAUUUUUCAGGGACCUAUUCCGAUGCAUACCAUCUAAUAUGGUCCUAGGAUCAUACGCAUUAUAUGCACUGCGCUAUAUCAAGCUUAAAAAUGGAGUUGAAUCAGUAGAUGUUAGCGCGCAUAGAUACUCUAUUGGUCCAACUCGUUAUUUCUGAAAGUACCUCAUUUUUUGACGGGACGAAUUAUGUAAGUCGUCACCUAUUUUGUACAA
Dendronephthya gigantea is the source of this 1289-nucleotide messenger RNA. RefSeq lists its product as uncharacterized. Bases 215 to 1126 code for a protein of 303 amino acids. The transcript has 3 exons. The record is from RefSeq and is a predicted model, not a curated record. Lineage: Eukaryota; Metazoa; Cnidaria; Anthozoa; Malacalcyonacea; Nephtheidae.